Messenger RNA from Pezoporus flaviventris, 4070 nucleotides. It is a transcript of the gene LACC1, whose product is annotated as laccase domain containing 1. Gene Ontology annotation, molecular function: copper ion binding. The coding region runs from base 428 to 1744 and encodes 438 amino acids. The transcript is spliced from 7 exons. Lineage: Eukaryota; Metazoa; Chordata; Aves; Psittaciformes; Psittacidae. The record is from RefSeq and is a predicted model, not a curated record.
UGCAGAAGUUUAACUUCUUUGUGUUCUCACUCUGUUUUGCUAUGCUGUAUGUUUCUGAAUCUGUUUGAGAUUGUGCAAAGCUGAUGCGUUGGAAUGUAUGAUGACGGCAGUGAGUUACAUGGCAGGGUUAAUGAUGCUUCCGGGUUUAACACUGCCCAGGCACUUAAUCAUAAUGGUGCCUUUCAGUACAGUCUGUUAUUUCCUGUUGAUACUGACAGCAGCAAAGGAGGGUCUUGUCAUAAAGCAGAAAUACAGGUUCCCACUACAAUCUUACCUAGAAUAGGAAUUUCCAUCUUGUACAAAUCAAGACUGACAGUGAGAAGUGUGAUAUAUAACGCUGGUGGUGUGUGCUUAUAUCAGAUGAGAUCUUUCGAGAGUUUAAGAGGAUUGUGCUCCUCCUUGUGAGAAUCUUAAAGUAUUCUGCAGUAUGGUGGAAGCAGUACUGGUAGAUCUGUUCAGCCUACCAGCCAACUUGCAGAACAACAUCCAAGAACUGCUAUGUAACACAGUGGAAACUAUUGAGAAAUGUUCUUCCAUCCCUGCUCCAUUUGUUUAUGUCAUGUGUUGCCAGAGUCAAGGAAGUGAAUGGAAUGGUGCAAAAGAGUCCUUGCUUCCAGCUCUGAGUGGUUUUCAGAGUCUGAAGAAAAGACUGGAGAUGGUACAUGCCCCGAAUACAGCUGCUGCUUUGUACACCAUCAAACAAAGCCUGGAUGAAAAAAACCUAAGCAUUAUUAAAGUUAUUCUACCUACCUUAAGAAAAGACUUAAUGAGAAUAUAUAUAGAUCAUCUUUUUACAGCAGUCUACCAGUUUGAAUUUGAGGAUUUACAGAUCGCGUAUGAUUGUGAAAACCUGAAGAUGGCUAAAACUCAGAGUGAAAGUCAAACACUUCCUAUACAGGACAUGGCACUCAUCCAAAGCGAGAUUCAGAUGUACUUGGAAAGCCUGCCGAGCCUCAAAGGGGAGCUUACCAUUCUCAGAUCUUCUCUCAUCCCAGAUGAUAUCUUCCUACAUGGAUUUACCACAAGGGCAGGUGGGAUCUCCUACAUACCAACUCUAAGCUCCUGCAAUCUCUUCAGCAGUUCCAAGCGGAGGGACCCACAAGUUGUUGUUAAAGAAAAUCUUCGCCGGCUAGCUAAUGCUGCAGGAUUUAACCCAGAGACUUUUCACAGAGUCAAGGUUGAUCAUGCUAAUGCUGUGUGCGUUAUGGGAAAGACCGAACCUGACAGCUAUGAUGGAAUAGUUACGAAUCAGAAAGGUGUUACAAUAGCAGCUCCAGGUGCUGAUUGCAUACCUGUGCUCUUCGCUGAUCCUGUCAGAAAAGCCUGCGGUGCUGCUCAUUCUGGAUGGAAAGGCACAUUGUUAGGAGUUUCUAUGGCCACAGUAAAUGCUAUGGUAUCUGCAUAUGGCUGUAUCUUGAAAGAUAUCCUUGUGGUGCUGGGCCCGUCUGUAGGACCUUGCUGCUAUAAACUUCCUCAUGAGUCAGCGACAGAAUUCCACAGAAUUGAUCCAAAGUGUGUGAGACAGUUUGACUCUGCAAAUCCUUAUAUUGAUAUUAGAAGAGCAACACGGGUUCUUCUUGAGAGGGGUGGGAUUCCUCCUGAGAACAUCCAAGAUGAUUCUGUCACAGACCAGAACCAAAAUAUCACUUUCUGUACUGCAUGCCACCCUGAUAAAUUUUACUCUCACUUUCGUGAUGGGACUAACUUUGGGACACAGAUUGGCUUCAUAUCAAUCAAAGACUGAGAUGUAAAACAGGGCAGCUCCAACACAGACUUCUGGUUCCAGUGCUUGGGGAAGCAGUAUGCAACUUCAGAGGCAUAGAUUAAAGCCUGAGAUAAUUAGUGAAAUGUUCAUCCAAACUGUGGCACUUACUGCUACAGGUAUUGCACAGGUGAAAAAUAUUAAGGGGGUGAGAUGAAAAAUGUUUUUAAUGUAUUUGUAAAGGUUUGGUCCAUUGGUGACUGCUAGUCUUUACUGACAACCUGAGGAAACAGGCUGGGGGCUGGACAGUUGUUAUUAGCCUGAGUUCUGUGGUUGAUGUCUGCAUUUCUGAGCAGCUGCAAACUCAGAAGCUGUGGGCACAGACCUUCAGUAAAACACCUGGACACAUCUCAACACACAGAAAGUGUAUCAUUCCUCCCAAAUUACAAGCAUUCAAUUACAAGAAGGUGUUUCCUUUCCCCAGCAGUAACCAAGUUUGCAGAGUGUUUGUCUUUGCUUUCAGUCUUAUUUUCCUCAUGUUUAUCUCCUGUGCAUUGCUUUUUCUGUCCAGCACCACUCACAAUUGCCCUAACAAAACUUGUGUUGUUGGAGGAAUCAGUUGCCAUUCUGCACAGACCAGCACCACUGUUGCUUGCUUUUGUAUGCAUGUGCCUUUUUUUUUUUCAGCCAUGUAAAACUUUUUGUCCUCAGCACAGGAUCUUUAUCAGUAUCCUUCAACCCAUUCCCAUUUUACAGAUUUCUGCAAGAGCUCUAAGUUUCCAGGCUACACAGCAAAGAAGUCAAUAUUCCUGGAUUCCCUCACUGCUGUCCUCAUUUCCACUCCGUGCUUAAUUUGCUGCUGGGUGAUGCAAAGAGGGAGACAAACUACACAUACUUGUCCUGAGGCUCAGAGUGGGUUCGGUGUGCUACUCACCUUGAUGUCAUGUGUGUGAAGCUUUUCAUCAAAGUACCAAAGCCCUCCCUGAACUCCAGCCUCUUGUGCAACAAUAUAAUAGGACAGUGCACUGAUGGGACCAGUAAAUCCUAUAUGUAACAGAGGAAAUAAUGUAUUGACCUGCUGAGGGAUUUACAUACCUCUAAAGACUGAUAGCAAGCCCUGCCUGUAAGGCUAACUUGUUCUACUUUCCAUUUCCAGUAGUCACUAUCCCAUCUUUCCAAAUGAAUGAUUCAGAUAGAAAUGUAUAUAGAUUUAAGAACUGUCCUAAUUGGGUAUAUUCUUGUAUCCAGGAUGUUGAUAAUAUUUAUUCAGUGCCACACCUUUUUAUAAGACUAAGAGAGUUUGCUUCUCUGCUUGCUUUUAAUACACAGUGCCUGUGGCUGUGCUGCUAAAAAGCAUGAUUAUGGAUUUCCCAAAGGCAUGCAGAGAAACAGGAAGCUAGCUUUUUUAAGUGAUCCCUCUGAUCUUUCAUUAGUAAUCAUUUAAUUUACAGUAGCAUCUCACAUUACAAAUGCUUGGCUGGCUCUCUUUGUCUAUGAGCUCUCAGGGGUCAAAGAGGCCCACAGAAGAAUUUCUGGAGCAUGGUCCCUGGAGGACAGCAGGGCUGAGGUCUCUCUCUUCCCCUUCUGCAAACAUGGCAUUAUAUCUCCAGGGCAACCUGAAUUCUGGCAGUCAUGGGAGCAAGGACACAGCAUGGAUUUCCAUUUGAUUCCUGCAACAGAAAAGAGAUCUGAGACCAAAAUCAAUAUAUGACUAAAAUAUGAGAGUUCAUUUUCACAGUUGAUUUUGUCUAAGGGUUCGUUUCCUCUCUUCUUGUGCAAAUAUAAUUCACAACUUGCUAACUACUCCAUUUGUUUUUCUGGUGUUUCCUCUUCUACACUUAGUGAAGGCCUAAACAUCUGAAAUAAAUUAUUGCAGCUUAAAAAUUUGAGGUCUACAUACCCUAAAAUCAAACAAGCAUUUUAUAAGGAGGCUGAAAGCAAUGUUUGCAUUUCAAGAUCUAUAACUUAACUAUUACUCAUGUGAUGCAAAUAUUUUAGGCAGCAAUUCAUAAUUCUGGUCAGAUGUUUCAGUUCAAAGGGAUUUUAUCAAUGGCAACUAUAGAAAACCCUGCCUAUCUGAAAUAAAUAUCUGAGCAUUUCUCUUUGAGGCACUGAGCUCUACCCUAAGGGAAUAUUCAAACAUACAUUGCUUCUAAAGGAAAAUGUAUUGGUUCUGCUUUGGUUUUCUUUGUUUGAAAGCUGUAAGCUUGAUUUUCCUGCACAAGAAUGAAUCACGGAAAACUCAGUUGUGACAAUAAAGUUGUGACAGGUGGCUCAAACCCUUUUGGCUGGUUUUAAUAGGUGCUUUUAGUAAGUGCUUCAUAAAAUUAGCAUUAAAUAAAAUGGGGUUAUGCAGGCAAUUUUGUUC